AUGAGCAGCCUUACUGAUGAAGAUCUGGACCACUAUUUACAAAAUCAGGUGGAUCUCAGGCAUCGGCAGGUGGCAAAGUCGGUAGAAGAUGUCCAGAAAAUAAUAAAAGAUCUCACAGCUGAGGUCAGCUCAAAGGAUGCCCGUUUCCAGUCCAUUGCAAACUCUGGUGUCCACAAUACCAGCCUUAAAGAUCAGCCGGCUUUAGUGUCCAAAUGGGCUGCGUUGCUGCGGGGACGAUGUGCAUACAACCCUGCCCUCCAAGUGCUCACACCAACCCUGUACCUGAUCUCAGUGCCUCUGCGGGGCUUGAUGGGCUAUAAGCAGAGGCGAGCACGACAGUGGCGUUACUAUACAUUGAGCGGGUCUCGUCUUCUCUCACCUGUCCGUGAACCAGAAAAGGUUUAUCAGUGGUUGGAACUGGAGAGUUUUGUCAACCCUAGUCAGGAGUGGCACGACGCCAACAUGAUAAUUGAAGGUGAUAUUGUGCCAGCCAAGGUGGUGAAUGUCUUCAAAGAGCAUCUAGAAACGUCCAUAAAGACUUGUGGACUAGCAAAUAAAGUGAGCAUGCUGGAGUCCGUUGGGUCAGUGGUGCGUGUUGCCGUGGAAACAUCAGAGGCACAAAUUGAGGUGGAACUGGUUCCUACAGUGGAGCUUAUGAACUACUGGCCAAAGAGGGCUCGAUGGCCCCGCCUCUUUCGGAGAUGGCCCUCUGCAGAACGUGCUCGCUGCAUCAAGUCUUUUGGAUUCAAUCUAAUGGCCACAUCAAACUACCACUGGCUGCAGUCAUUCUCUCGGGCGGAGCAGGUGCUGAUGAGUAAUAUAGAUGAGGACGGCGGCUGCCGCAGGAAAUGCUAUCGGGUGGUCAGACAGCUUAAGGAAGACGUAUGGUGUCCUGGAAGCAAACCUGUCAUCACUGCCUACCACCUACAAACACUGCUGUUCUGGACAUGUGAGAAGUACCCUUGCACCAGGGACUGGAGGGAUUUCAGUGGAUGUGUACUGCGGCUGGUGCACAAGCUCUAUAAAUGUGUUAGCCAGCACUAUCUCCGACAUUACUUUGUACGAUCCCACAACGUUCUGAAAUACAGCAACAGGAAUGAGCUUGAUGAUGUGGCAAAGAAGAUCAAUAGUUUUCUGGACAGCCCAGGCGCAUACGUUCACUAG
This is a messenger RNA of Triplophysa dalaica, 1164 nucleotides long. It is a transcript of the gene mab21l3, whose product is annotated as mab-21-like 3. The transcript has 7 exons. Lineage: Eukaryota; Metazoa; Chordata; Actinopteri; Cypriniformes; Nemacheilidae. The record is from RefSeq and is a predicted model, not a curated record. Bases 1 to 1164 code for a protein of 387 amino acids.